This is a messenger RNA of Loxodonta africana (African savanna elephant), 4908 nucleotides long. It is a transcript of the gene NCAM2, whose product is annotated as neural cell adhesion molecule 2. Bases 136 to 2646 code for a protein of 836 amino acids. Gene Ontology annotation, molecular function: protein binding. Gene Ontology annotation, biological process: cell adhesion. The record is from RefSeq and is a predicted model, not a curated record. Gene Ontology annotation, cellular component: membrane. NCBI's taxonomy places the organism in Eukaryota, Metazoa, Chordata, Mammalia, Proboscidea, Elephantidae. The transcript is spliced from 18 exons.
CGCGCGGGCUGCGGGCUGCUGGGCACCCCGGGAGCAGCGGCGGCUCUAGCAGAGACGGCCGUGGCAGCGGAAGGUUCUCUUUCCAGGGCUGGACUUAAUAACUUUGGGACUGUCCACCAGAGUCACGUCCUGAACAUGAGCCUCCUCCUCUCCUUCUACCUGCUCGGGUUGCUUGUCAGUAGCGGGCAAGCUCUUCUUCAAGUGACGAUUUCGCUUAGCAAAGUAGAGCUUAGUGUGGGUGAAUCUAAAUUCUUCACAUGUUCAGCAAUUGGUGAACCUGAGAUUAUAGACUGGUAUAAUCCCCAAGGAGAAAAGAUAAUUUCUACACAGAGAGUAGCUGUGCAGAAGGAUGGUGUUAGGUCAAGAUUAACCAUAUACAACGCAAACAUAGAAGAUGCAGGGAUAUAUCGUUGUCAAGCAACAGAUGCCAAAGGACAGACGCAAGAAGCUACAGUUGUUUUGGAAAUUUACCAAAAGCUCACUUUCAGAGAAGUGGUGUCUCCUCAAGAAUUCAAACAAGGAGAGGACGCGGAAGUGGUUUGCAGAGUUAGCAGUUCACCUGCACCUGUUGUCAGCUGGUUGUAUCAUAAUGAGGAAGUCACCACCAUUUCCGACAAUCGGUUCGCUAUGUUAGCAAACAAUAAUCUGCAGAUUCUCAACAUCAGUAAGAGUGAUGAAGGCAUAUACAGGUGUGAAGGAAGAGUGGAGGCACGGGGAGAAAUUGACUUCCGGGAUAUCAUUGUUAUUGUUAAUGUGCCACCAGCAAUCACAAUGUCUCAGAAAUCCUUUAAUGCCACAGCAGAGAGAGGUGAAGAUAUGACAUUAUCCUGCAGGGCCUCUGGCUUUCCAGAACCCACCAUCAGCUGGUACAGGAAUGGCAAGCUCAUUGAAGAAAAUGAAAAGUACCUAUUGAAAGGAAGCAAUACAGAACUUACUGUCAGGAACAUAAUCAAUAGUGAUGGGGGCCCUUAUGUUUGCAGGGCCACAAAUAAGGCGGGAGAAGAUGAAAAACAUGCAUUCCUCCAAGUUUUUGUACAGCCUCACAUAAUACAGCUUAAAAAUGAGACUACGUAUGAAAACGGUCAAGUCACACUUAUUUGUGAAGCGGAAGGGGAGCCUAUUCCAGAAAUCACUUGGAAAAGAGCUGUGGAUGGUAUCACAUUUUCUGAAGGAGAUAAGAGCCCAGACGGCCGUAUCGAAGUCCAAGGGCAGCGUGGAAGCUCGUCGCUGCACAUUACAGACGUGAAGUUGUCAGAUUCAGGCAGAUAUGACUGUGAAGCGGCGAGUAGAAUUGGAGGGCAUCAAAAGAGCAUGUACCUUGAUAUUGAAUAUGCUCCCAAGUUUAUGUCAAACCAAACCAUUUAUUACUCUUGGGAAGGAAAUCCAAUCAAUAUAAGCUGUGAUGUGAAAUCUAAUCCACCAGCAUCCAUCCACUGGAGAAGAGAUAAAUUAAUAUUACCAGCUAAGAACACCACUAAUUUAAAGACAUAUAGUAUAGGAAGAAAGACGAUAUUGGAGGUUGCACCUACAUCUGACAAUGACUUUGGACGAUAUAACUGCACAGCCACUAACCAUAUAGGAACCAGAUUUCAAGAAUAUAUUCUUGCUUUGGCUGAUGUGCCAUCCAGCCCCUAUGGAGUGAAGAUUAUAGAGUUGUCCCAGACCAUGGCCAAGGUUUCCUUUAACAAGCCAGAUUCCCAUGGUGGGGUGCCUAUUCAUCACUAUCAAGUGGAUGUCAAAGAAGUGGCGUCAGAAACCUGGAAAAUAGUACGCUCCCAUGGAGUUCAAACAAUGGUUGUUUUGAACAACCUGGAACCAAAUACAACAUACGAAAUCAGGGUUGCAGCUGUAAAUGGAAAAGGGCAAGGAGACUACAGUAAAAUAGAAAUCUUUCAAACACUACCAGUUCGUGAACCAAGUCCUCCAUCAAUCCAUGGACAGCCAAGCAGUGGGAAGAGCUUUAAACUCAGCAUCACCAAACAGGAUGAUGGAGGGGCACCUAUUCUGGAGUAUAUUGUCAAAUAUAGAAGUAAAGAUAAGGAAGACCAGUGGCUAGAGAAAAAAGUGCAGGGAAAUAAAGAUCACAUUAUUUUGGAGCACCUACAGUGGACAAUGGGGUAUGAAGUGCAAAUUACAGCUGCCAAUAGAUUGGGAUAUUCUGAACCGACAGUCUAUGAGUUCAGCAUGCCACCAAAGCCCAACAUUAUUAAAGACACACUUUUUAAUGGUCUUGGGCUUGGAGCAGUCAUUGGCCUGGGAGUUGCGGCAUUAUUGCUGAUCCUGGUUGUGAUAGAUGUCAGCUGCUUCUUUAUUCGACAAUGUGGAUUACUGAUGUGUAUCACCAGGAGAAUGUGCGGGAAGAAAAGCGGCUCCAGUGGCAAAAGUAAAGAACUGGAAGAAGGAAAGGCUGCCUAUCUGAAAGAUGGAUCAAAAGAACCAAUAGUGGAGAUGAGAACAGAGGAUGAAAGAAUUACUAAUCAUGAAGAUGGGAGCCCAGUAAAUGAGCCAAAUGAAACUACACCACUAACAGAACCUGAAAAAUUGCCUUUAAAAGAAGAAAAUGGCGAAGAGGUCUUAAAUCAAGAAACUAUAGAAAUUAAAGUUGCUAAUGAUAUACAAUCAAAAGAAGAUGACAGCAAAGCAUAAUGACAAGGUUACAACAGCUUGAACAAUACUACAAAGAGUAUUCGGAUUACAGUGACCCUAUGACCAAAACUAUUCCAUUGACCUUAAUUUCUUGGGAAACUUUUAGCUUGGAAUAGCUUGUACACAUAUACAUAUGAUCAAGUACUCCUGUCCAUGGUCCUUUAUCUUUUGUUGUUGUUGUUGUUGUUUAUUUUGUUAAAAAUUUCAAUAUAGAGACCUGACUGGCACCAACACUUGGGUACCAAUUUGAUUCGAUGGUUGAAGUACUACAAUUUAUUAUAUGGCUAAAGAGCUCUAUUUCUUAAGAACUAUAUUCCAUACCACAGCCACUCCAACAAAGAGGGGUAUAGGAAAAAAGAAAAUAGCAACAACAACAAAAAAACUUUGUGAGAUAAAUGUAUAGGAAAUCUCUGCAUGGUCUGGAGUCUUACCUUAGGCAAUUAGAUCAUUAAAGUGGAUUUUCAGCUUAAGAUGACAGCGCUUAAUAAAUGUAAUACUUUAUAUCAGGAGAAUUUCAGGAAACCCAGGAUUUAAAGGUGUCAGAUUUCCAUAGCAGGUAUUAAAAUUGAGAGACACUUUGGAGAGCUAUUUUCAAGUUAUGAUUACAGUGCUAUUUCAAUGUCGAUUUUUAAUAGAGUGAAGUGCCAGAUGAAAAUUGUUACCCAUUUAAAAGAAUAUUAGUUGUGUGUGAAACUAGAUUAGAAAGACCCCUAAAUUUCUGUCUCUUUAUAUAUGUCAUAUUCAUUCAGAAUGGAUUACGACAAAUAUUAAAUAUAUUGCAAGUGAAAAUAAUAUUGAUUUCUGCCCUCAGCUUCAAAUAAAAUAAAUUGAAAUGGGAAUAAUAUCAAUAUGUUGUCUUGAGAUAUUUAUAAAUAUGUGAUUAUCUUUUAUUUUUUUAAUAAUCUUACCAAACAAGUCUCUAGAGUUCAAAUACCUAAAACCGUAGCCUCAGAUGCAUUUUUUAGGCCAUAGUUUUAAAUUAUCUUCAUUUAAAACUGAUAUUCCCAGUGGUAUAGGUCAAUCAUUUGAAUUUAAUUGGCUAAAUGGAAAUGAAAAUCUUCAGUUCUAUUAAAUUAUUUAAUGUUUAUACAUGUCAUAGAAGUGUCGAUGAAAAACAAUUGAAUUGCCACUGCGCUUAUUCUGAAUGUUGUAGCUAGAAGUCAUUUUAAGAUUUUGAUAAGCAAUUUUCGUUGGAAAAAUGCUGUAACUAUUCCACACAAACUUUCUAACAUCACUUGUUAGAACCUAAUCCAGAAUAAAAUACGUAUUAACUUCCAAGCUAUGCAAGCUCCCAGAGGUAAAAGACUGAAAUGUGAUUUUAACUUAUAUGUAGGGUAAAAGAUGUAUUUAUGAUUAUAAAUAUGGGAUACCAGUUGGGAGCAGGUUUUAGAUUAUUUCUUACCCUUGGGAAUCAAAAGUUUCUUUAGGCCUCACAACAUUCAUAACCUUUAGUGUUUCAGGUGGUAUUAGCUCAAAUACUGACUGGCUGGGGAGCGAGUUCCAAUAGAUGAUUGGUGGAAUUUUUAACAGUGCAGAGCCAGCCGCUUUGGGGUGUCUCUCUCUAGAGAUAUUUUGAUGAAUAUUAAAUGUAACAUUAAUGCCACUCAUAACCACAUUUAUUUACAAAGUGCUUGAACUGUCAGCCAAGGAGAGACAGUUAAUUAUAUGCCAUUCCUCACUCCUUUUGGCUGUCAGCAGGACAGAAUGUGCAUAUCUGCAUGUUAAGGCUAAAUCUCCAUAGUGUCCUUGCCAUAAUUAAGGUGUUUUAAUGUAGGAAUCGCUUCCUGAUAUCUUUUCUGGUAUAUUCUAUAGAAAAAGACAGGAAUUCCUGUGCCUACCUAGGAAUUUGAGUGGUGUCUAAACAAACAAGCUAGGUCGGUCCAUUUGACAAAGUUGACUAUCUCAUUGGUUUCUUCAAGGAUUUGAACGUUGCUGUUUAGGUUAUGUUUCAUCAUCUGUUUUGCUUUAUGUUACUGUUUUGCUUUUUUUUGUACCAAUAUGCUAAAACUAGCCAAAAUACUUGAAUUACAUUGUGUCAGCAUAAAUGCGCUUCGAAAGCGUUUAUGAGGUAAUAGCAAAGAAGGUUAAUUAUUUUCUGGAUGGAACCAUGUGGUUUUAAACUGAUGCUGGUGAAAGAGUUUGGAAAGCUGGGAAAGAGACUUAGCGUAUUUCCUAUUGUCCCACCUGUUAUGCUUCAAGAGCAGAAAUAAUAAUAAACAAAAUAUUUUUGUGUUUUCUCAAUUUGAAUGUUUCUGUUUCUCU